AUGAAAUCCGCUAUCAAUUCUCCAUGGAUUUUGACAAAGCCAACUAAGAGGCGAAAGAGGCCCAUGGAUGACAAGGACCGGUUUUAUGACAUAGUUUCCCGUAUGUGUUCAAGCAAGGAGGGUGACAUGCCUUUGGUGAAAAUCUCUGAUGAAGAUAUCACUCGGGAUCAGCUAAGGACACUUGGCGGAAUUGAGAAAAUAGGAAGGGCAGGUGAAGCGGCACAUUUUUAUGCUGAUUUUAUGGCAAUAAUGGCAGCUAACCCAAAGCUGUGGGAUGCUACAAAACGGAAGAAACAAUUUUUACCUGAAAAUGUAGGCUACAACAUAGGAGAAUGUGAUUUGAUCUUUGGACCCACACUUGUUGGCGCUCACUGGUUCUGUGUUGUGCUUGAGCCUAGCACAAUGAAUUUCUAUGUGCUGGACUCAAUGAAGCCAAAUUUAGAGGGUAAGAAGAAGAGCAAGAAGAAGGGUGUAAUUAUUGAUGACAUGACGACCGUCGUCACUGAAUGUAGGAAUAGAUUUUAUGACAUUAUUGAGAUAGUUAAGCCUAAUGCCACUGGGAAGAAGAAAAUGAGUGAUAUCAUUUGGGCUCCUGUUCCGCAACAGAACAAUCUGUGA
Molecule: messenger RNA, 618 nt
Organism: Neltuma alba
Lineage: Eukaryota; Viridiplantae; Streptophyta; Magnoliopsida; Fabales; Fabaceae
Exons: 5
Coding region: 1-618 (205 amino acids)
Source: RefSeq, a predicted model, not a curated record